Molecule: messenger RNA, 8469 nt
Organism: Alligator mississippiensis (American alligator)
Lineage: Eukaryota; Metazoa; Chordata; Crocodylia; Alligatoridae
Gene: ITPK1
Product: inositol-tetrakisphosphate 1-kinase
Exons: 9
Coding region: 16-1482 (488 amino acids)
Biological process (GO): inositol trisphosphate metabolic process
Cellular component (GO): cytoplasm
Molecular function (GO): magnesium ion binding; inositol-1,3,4-trisphosphate 6-kinase activity; inositol-1,3,4-trisphosphate 5-kinase activity
Source: RefSeq, a predicted model, not a curated record
GGGCAGCGGGUCGCCAUGGCGGCCGCGUGCGCGCUCCCCCGCGCGGCUGGGUGUGCCGCGUGCCGCCCUCUGCCGGCCCCGGGGCGGGGCGGGGGCGGGGCCCGGCGGCGGCAGGAGGAAGUGGAGGCGGCGGCGAAUAGCGGCAAAUGGAGCCGUGAGCGGCGGCGGCGGCGGCAGCGGCAGCGGCGGGCGGACCGACCGACCGGCCGGCGCGUGCUUGUAGCCCCGCAUGCUGCUCCCGUAGGGCUGCGCGGCCAGGGCCACCCUGCCCCGUGCCGGUGCCGGGACGAUGCAGACCUUCCUGAAAGGCAGGCGGGUGGGCUACUGGCUGAGCGAGAAGAAGAUGAAGAAGCUGAAUUUCCAGGCCUUCGCCGAGCUGUGCAGCUUGACCUCACUAAACCAAUUGAGGGCCCACUGGAUGUGAUCAUACAUAAACUGACAGACGUCAUCCUUGAAGCAGACCAAAAUGACAGCCAGUCAUUGGAGUUGGUUCACAGGUUCCAGGAGUAUAUUGAUGCUCACCCUGAAACUAUUAUCUUGGACCCCCUUCCUGCUAUCCGGACACUGCUGGACCGAUCCAAAUCUUAUGAGCUUAUUCGUCAAAUAGAGGCCUACAUGCAAGAUGAGAGAAUCUGUUCACCACCCUUUAUGGAGCUGACAAGUGCCUGUGGAGAAGAUACCUUGCAGCUCAUAGAGAAGAAGGGACUAUCAUUUCCUUUCAUUUGUAAAACCAGAGUGGCUCAUGGAACCAAUUCUCAUGAGAUGGCAAUUGUAUUCAACCAGGAAGGCCUGACAGCCAUCCGCCCCCCCUGUGUGAUUCAGAGCUUCAUCAAUCACAAUGCUGUGCUGUAUAAAGUGUUUGUGGUCGGAGAGUCGUACACUGUUGUGAAAAGACCAUCUCUAAAGAACUUCUCUGCCGGUGUCUCAGAUAGAGAAUCAAUAUUUUUCAACAGCCACAAUGUGUCAAAGCCAGAAUCUUCCUCAGUCUUAACAGCACUUGAUAAAAUCGAAGGUGUGUUUGAGCGGCCAAAUGAUGAUGUCAUCCGGGAGAUCUCCAAGGCACUGAGACAGGCUCUGGGAGUUUCCCUAUUUGGAAUUGACAUCAUCAUUAACAAUCAGACUGGGCAGCAUGCAGUCAUUGAUAUCAAUGCAUUCCCAGGUUAUGAGGGCGUUUCAGAAUUCUUCACAGACCUCCUGAACCACAUAGCUGCUGUCCUGCAGGGCCAGGCCCCAGAGGUGACCAAGGUGAACAACAGCAAACUCCUGGCUGAGCAGACCAGCGGCCUUAUGGGGGAGCGGACAUGCUGUGCUAGCACAGGCUGCCGAAGCGUGGUGGGAAAAGAGUCCUCCUGGAUUGUUGAGAGCGAGACCAACAGCGCGGUAAAGCUGCAGCACCAGAGACUAGGCUGCAACUCUGCAGUCUCACCAAGCUUUCAGCAGCACUGCGUUGCCACUUUGGCAACAAAAGCUUCCUCUCAAUAACCAGCUGAUGCCAUGGACUGAGGAAAAGGCACAGGGAUUCACAUAAUGAUCCCAGAACCAGAGCAGGCUGUAACAACACAAUUACUAAAAAAAAAAAAAAAAAAGAGAGAGAAAGGGGAAAAAAAACAGGAAAAAAAAUCUUCCAUUGAUUUAACCUGAUUUGUUGAUGAAAUGAUCUAAAAAACAAAAGGGGGGGGGGAAGUGAUCUGGAUCCAUUUCAUCAGAUUCCAGUUGCAAAUCUGUAGUGAGUUUACACACACUUGUGUUUUUAACACUAGAUCUUAAUGUGGAGAGGGUUGCUUUUUAGUUAUUGUUUUUCUUUGUAAUCACCAGUUACCAGCAUUUUAGAAUCAGACCUCACGGAAUCAGGAAGAAUAAUGGUGUAGGUGGCAUGCGUGAAUGUGGAAGUGCUAGAGAAUCUUUCCCCUUUUGCAGAUGCUUCACAUUUCCUCUUUCCAGCAUGGCCCUCACAGAAGUACAGCGAGUCUAGCCAUCAUUGCUCAGUCCAGACUUUCAUCAGUCACUUGAUAGAAGUGUAAGGACUGCACAUGAUUUUAAUGGGACAGAACAGAUUACAAUUACUUUUGUUUUCAAAAUGGAGGAGGCAGCUAGUUCCAGCUCUAAGAUUCUUUUCCUUGAGCCAAAUUACCCAAGAUAAAGGCAGCUGCUAAUUGGAUUUGCAUUAUGGCAAUAAGGAACAGUUUCUGGCCCAGAACGGCUAGAGUCUAAAACGGAAAGGGUGCAUGAUACAGCUGUGGGUGUGCCAGGGGUUGAGUGAUUUUUUUAGUGGAGAAAGUAGUGCCCUGUCUUCCUACAGUUUGGUGCAAGACCCUGAGAGCGUUAGUGGUUUCAGUUCAUUCUGUAGCAAAGAAUAUCAUCUGCUAAAUAUCGUUUAUGCUGUGCGAAAGGGCCAGCAAAUGGGUCUACUUCUACUUUCUUAGAGUAGUAAAGCAGCCCUGUGGAUCCUGUGAAUGCAUGGAUAAUUGAGAUUUGAAGCCACUGCUCUCAGUUGAGGCAUGUGAUCCAGAUGUAAAACAUUCUUCUCAGCAGUUAAACACAGGCAAAAUUGGGUGAAGCAGGGCUGUGUGUCUGUUGGUAAUAUAUGAUUGUUCUUUUAAUCUAGAAACUGUUGCUAUCUUGAACCCACAAGCGAGGCUUUGUGGGGUGAUUUUCCAGAGCAGUGUGUGUGUACUCACUGUGAGGUGUAACACGUUGAUUGGACGUUGCAAUUAAGAUGCCACAGGAGACCUGUGAUGUAUAUGAGAUCUUAAACAUGGCAGCAUUUCCUGUACUUCAGAAAUUUCCUGCAGCUCUUGCCAGUUGUGAACACUAAAUGGAAGGUAACUGAAUUGGUCAACCUGUGAGUUUGACACUACUUUGGUGGGGUCAUGGCCUUUCCAUCUUUAGAUAAUUCCUGAACUAUAUUCAAAGUGACACUGUUAAGCAAACUUCACCUUAAUUAAUCUCCUAUCUUACAGAAAUGACAGUUCCUUGUUUUUCUGUUUUUGUACCUUAGGCAUGUAUCACCAUGGCAUCUCAACGGUGUCAGCUUAUUCUUAUAUCUGAUAUUGAUGGACCCUGUGAUGGACAAGGGGGGGGGCGGAUGUGAUACAAAGCUAGGGAGUGGAAAGGCUGGGAAGGAGGAGUGAGUCAAAUCAUUUGUAAGGAGAUCACUGCCAUAAAGUCAUGGUAAUCUGUCAUGGAAAAGUCCUGUAGCAUGUAAUAGGAUUUUAUUAAAAAUUCCUUAAAACAUAUAGAAUCUAAUAGAAAAUAAUAUUUUAGUGCCAUUCAAGGGAACUCUAUAGCAGGGAUUCAAUUUAUAGAAUACUUAAAAGCCCGCCCCCCCCCCCAACCCAACAAAACAACCCUUUAGGAGAAUUAUUAGUUGUACAUUCUCUAAAACUUCUUUUGUACAGGGCUUCAAGUGUCAGGUGUUUGUAUUAGAUUUCAGAGACAGAUAUGUACAAACAGGCGUGUAGCAAAGGCCCUGCAUUUGUGUACAAAUCUAUUCUGAAUCAUGCACCUGACACAACCCUAGGUUAUUCUGAGGCUUCUGAAUAGUUGCUGAAUGCCACAGGUUACUUUAUUUUGCAGGUCUCAUGAUUGGUGGUGGUGUGCGAAGUGUAUGCCCUUAGCCAAGCGUUUCUAAAAGUAUUUAUGACAGACCAGACCUUUCCUAAAUCCGUGACUGAAAUAAAAUUGACAUCCAAAGUUGUUUUGUUUUUCAAAUCUCUUGUGUUCAAUAUGCAACAAAGAUUCCCUCAGGAAGGACACCGUCAGCGUGUGCUUUUGUAUGAUACUUUCAUGUAACCAGCUGGUUGAGUGUUUGUGGACUUGCCAUUUGUUCCCUUUAUAAGAAUGGAAAUAUUUUAAUUGGGUAAUGAUGGUGGGAAAUGAUGCUAAAUCUGGUUUAGUAACUCAAGACUUUUCAAACUAACUAUGUUUACAUGAAUCUGAGUGUUGGAUCCAAGUAAAAUGUCUGUAUGCUGUUUCCUAGUUAUAACAUUGAAUAAGAAUUUAUUUUCCUGGCUGCCUUUUGAAUUUUGGUUGGCCUAUAUUGCACUGCUUUAUUUCUCCAAAAUAAACUACUGAAAUCUAAUUUGCAUUUUACACUUGUUUACAAAUAAUUUUUAAACAUUUAUUUUGUAAUUCUCUGAAGUUUUACAAAAUACUUUAUUUAAAUAUGUUCCAGAAGUUGGCAAUAACUAGAAAAUGAGUUUAUUUCACUAGCUUGAUCCUGACCAAUGUCUUUCCCUUAGUCUAUAAUUUAUUUUAUUUAUCAAGUUUAUUGCUAUCAUUUUAAUUUACUGAGCACCAAUAUCAUGCAAAUGUUUUUUAAUGCCAUGGCAUUAUAAUGAGGUUUCCAGAUAAAUACCAUGUAAUAUACCUAAAAGUAAGUUUUUCUUCGAUUUUAUUGAGUUACCACUUUGAUAGUACACCUUUGCUGAUGCCAUUGAACUGGGAAACCAAUGGUGAGCUUCUGACAUUUGUUAAUUCCUCCUUAUCAGAACAGAGGCAAUAAAAAUGCAAGGGUUCUUCUGUACGAAGUAUUCAAGCACUUAACAUGUAAUAUGUGUCUAAGUCCAUAGCUAAUGAUCAAAGCACUUAAGUAUAUGCUUAAGGUUGAACAUAUCUUAAGUGCUUUACUUUAUUUGACAAGGCUAGAUGACUUUUAAUUAUGCUUGUACUUCAUAGUACACUAGUUAGUGUUCUGUAGUAUUUUGUAAAAGUAAUGAAGUCUUAGUAAUAUUAGACCUCACUAGAGUAUUCUAGCUAUCGCAUCCUUGCUGAGGAUUGGGGGAAACUUCCAUCUUAUGUAUAUGGAAAAAGGGAAUGUGAAUCAGUGAGGUUCUGCUGUGUUUUUGGAGGCUUAGACAUUAUCAUUGUGUUGACUGGUAGAAUCUCCAUAGUAAUUAUAUUCUAAUAGUCAAGUUACCCUGUAAAAGUUAAAUUCAGUUCUGUUGUACUCUUGUAAACCUGCACUAACACUCUAAUUUCACUGAAGUUUUUUCCUGGUUUAUGACAGGAUAAUGGAGCAGAAUUAACUGCGAAAAUCAAAAUCUUGGUCCCCUGGAAAUCGGUGAUAAUUUUGUAAUUGGUCUCAAAACAUGAAGAUUAGUCCCAGUGUGAAGAAAACUUGCAUGGUAUUGAAUAGCCUGUAAUGUAAAGCAAAGCCAUUACCUUCACCCAUUUGCCCCAACCAGCUUUGAUGCAUGCUUUGCUUUAUAAUGGUUAUAUCGCAUUACUCAGUUCAUUACUCAAAGGCCAGUUUUAAAAUGCGUUAUGACUAUGAUGAUCAUCAGUGUUUAUUUUUGUGGUUAGUGAAAUAGAGCAUACCCUUGGGAUAUGCCAUUUUGCCUUUUGGUUUAUCUGUGUCUGGGUAUACAAAGCCUGUGUGCUGUAUGUAAGUGCUGGUUGAUUGGGCUGGUGGACUGCUACAAUCCAUUUUAUCCAUGGAUGGUAGAUUUGUAAAUGUAGGGUGUUUUAAUGCAAAUGACAAAGCAUAUUACAGAUCCCGGUUCUGAAUGCAUGUGCGCUUCUGUGUAGGAGGUCUAUUAAAUUUUUGUGUAUUCUUCUGUAGUAGGUUGUUCAGACAGAAAACCACUGAUUAAGUGGUUUGUUUGUUUUUUAAAUACAUGAAUUCAUUUUAAGGACCUGAUCCUACUACCUGAACAGGAGUUGCAGAUUCUAAGGAUUUCUCAGUAUAAGGCUCCAGAUUCUCCAAAUAACUUGGGACUAUAUCCAACCUGGAAACAGCUGGAUUUUUAGCAGAGGAAUCAGUGACAAGAUAUUGCCCAAAAGCAACAGAGUAAAACUGUCAAAGGCUUUAGCUAUCACUGGUCUAAUACUUUUACUCCAGUGAAAAAGCUUUCUAAACUUGCCAGCUUUUAAGCAAAACUUUGCUUCAUAAACCAGUUGAGUGGCAGCAAUGGCAAGUGAAUCAGACCUUUAAAAACUGACUAGUAGCCACAGCCUUUGUAGUUGUUCAGAAAAUCUUGUUCUGAAAUGCAUAGACUCUUAACUGAUAGCAUUUGAGCCAAUGACAUUUGUGCAUAAUUAGAGGAAUGCACUUUCAUUACUUUUCUAACUUCCAUUUCUUUUUCCCCUCAUUUUUAGUAACAGCGAUAAUCUUUUCUUUGAGAGGUAGUUAGCCCUAUUAAUCUGAAGUCAGGCAGAAAGCAGGGUAGAUUCUCACCUUGUAAACUAACUAAAUCAGAGAUGCUGUCCUUUCACAGCAUUUGAUGAAAUAAGCCUGCAGCUUACUACUUAUAAAAGCUCAUGUUAUACAUCUCCCCUGCCUUCUGUCUUUCUUUUCUUAGUCAUGUUGUGUGAAUUUGUUUAUGACUUGGCAACCAUAACCAUUUUUUGCAUCCUCUUAAUCUUAAAAAAUAAGAUAAAUAGAUUAAAAUAAUUAUUUCCUUUAAAUGUUCCUCUCUCUCAGACUCAGCAUUCCAAAUAAGACUACUAAUUUAAUUGGCAACUUCUGCUUCAGUGCAAUUUCAUAUGGGGGUCUUUCCUCCAGAAGAGUGGGGUCUUUCCUCCAGAAGAGUGGCUCCUAUGCCCUUCCCUCUUCUUUUUCUGCCUGUUCUAUGGAUCUCAACCUUUGAAUGCUGAACUUUUUGAUUUAAUGUGGCUGCCUAAAGUGAAGUGAAUCAAAUCAUAAAAGAUUUUAGGGGGUGAUCCUUAGCAAGGCCAUGAUUCACUAGAACUGUUAAUUCUAGUGAAAUAGAGGGAAGGUUGUGUGCUUGAUGGUGUUUAGAUUACACUGAACCUCUGCUUACAGUGACACCUUUCCUGUGGAGGGGAAGAAAGAUUUAACUGUCAGAUGAUCCCCCAUGUGUGUCUGUGUACAGACUUGAAACAGGAAGAGGUUUUAAUUUCUAAAAACCUUGAGUGAAAUCUUGGUGUCAUUUGAAGCCAAUUGAAGCUUUGCCAUUGACUUCAGUGGGGCUAGGAUUUCACUUCCCAUCCUGGAAUCCAUUGAAGUUGAUGUAGCAUAAGGUAUGUCUAUACUAUCCCAACAUGACACCAUGGAGUGCCAUAUGGAGACAUGUGGUGGACCCACUACCUCCCUAGCUGGAAGCAGUUUAGCUUCCUUGGAGUGUGAUGCUUUAUGCAUGCCAAUAAGCGCUGUUUUACAGAGCUUACACAGAUGAUUGGCUUUCACACAACAGUACAGUAAGGUGACUACACCUUUUCCAGUUCAAGACAUAGCAUUCUCCAACUGGGCAUGGCAUAUCCCUGUAUGAUACUUCCUGGGGCUUCCCUAGACUGGUGCAGAAAUAUCCUCUUAUGGGCCAUGUGACACCAUUGGACUUGGAACUUGUAUUGAGUCUACUUGUUAUUUAUUUGCAUGGAAAGGGAAAAUAAAUGGCAAAAAUCCAAAUUCCUUUGCUCAUGCCAGGCUCUUUGUUUUGCUGUUAUAUUUCAUUGUUGCCUGGGAAAUCAGUGGAAACUCCAGAAACAGCCAUAAUUGAAUGAUUGGAACUCUUGAAAAUCAGGUCUUCCCAGUUAAUCAUUUUAAGGAAAUCAUAUAUUCUUUUAUCUUGCAUUCUUUCUACAGUAGUUUUCAGAUAUAAAUUAUGUUAACAUUUUGUGUGAAAAGGCGCAUAUAUAUAAAAAAAAUUAUGAAAGGGCACGUGUACUUUAAGUAUGAAAUAGCAAGUUUCUGUUUUAGAUGUUAGGAGCCCAUAAGAAUGAGUGGGGUUGUUUAUCUCCUGUAAAAAGUCAGUGCUGUAAAGAAAAAUAUUGUAUUAGAUGUAUUUUUUUUAAGUUAUUUCUUUGGAUUGUUUAUUCAGUAUUUUAUAUGGCUCACAUAUAUCCCUGUGAGAAUCACAUACCCCACUGAAUGCCAACAUUCUCCUCAAACAUAAUCCCUUAGGAUCCCACAGCUUUAAGAAAAAUAUUCCUUCAUGUGUGAAUGGAGUUGUAUGCCCUUCUUUGUCCUUGGCAUGGUUAAAAUGUAGAGUUCCCAGUCCAGUGCCACGAGUUUGGGACCAUUCUGAUUUUAUUUAAUUUUUUUUUGUUGUGAUGAGUGUCACGAGUAUAACAACACACAUGCAUAAAUCCAGCUUUAUAGUGUUAACAAGUGUGUGUGUGUUGUGAUUUUGCUUCGGUCCUGUUCACAAAUGACUUAUGAAAAUAAAACAAGUUUUGUACUUAAUUUGUAUAUAAGUAUAUAAAAUUUAAAAAAAAUCAUGGCUUACUGUAAAAACCAAAAAUACAUGCUCUUUUUGGCUUUUUACUUUACUGCAUGACAGAAUACAUGUGAUGAUGACAGUGAAGAUGGUGCUUUCUAACACCAUUUAUUUCAAUGGCAACUUAUCCCAUUUCUUCAUUUGCCAAGCACAUGUGAUGGACAAUAUUUUGGUUUUAACAGUAGAGUAUUAUGCAGUAAGUAUUGUAUUGUUAUUUCUGUAAUUGUUUUGGAGACAAAACUGUCCCUUUGCAACACAUAAUGAAAUAAAUGCCUUACAACAUCUCUCA